Messenger RNA from Daldinia vernicosa, 1419 nucleotides. RefSeq names its product galactose oxidase. The transcript is spliced from 2 exons. Gene Ontology annotation, molecular function: protein binding. NCBI's taxonomy places the organism in Eukaryota, Fungi, Ascomycota, Sordariomycetes, Xylariales, Hypoxylaceae. The coding region runs from base 17 to 1054 and encodes 345 amino acids. The record is from RefSeq and is a predicted model, not a curated record.
CCAAGGGUAAUACAACAUGAAGCCAUCUGCAGUGUUACUGUCCCUCCCUUGGGCCAUAUCGGUUGAAGCAUCCUCUAUCGGUCAACCGCAACCACCUAAGUUUCAAUGGACAGAUCUUCCGGCUGUUGGUAAUGGCGCCGCCAUUCAGGAACACGGCACUACAGCGACCAAUACUCAUAUCUACCUUCUGGGCGGCAUUUCACCUAACGCUAACGCCAGCAUACCAGCGAUCCAGUCGAGAGACACAUUCGAGGCUUACUCGCUUGAAGAAGGCACAUGGGAAAGUCUCACUCCAAUCCCGGAGGCUUUUACCCAUAUUAACGCCGCUGCUGUUAACGAUAAAAUCUACUUGCUCGGAGGUCUCACGGGAAAUGGAUCGGAUAUGGUGUGGCGGUCUUCACGCGACUGUUUUGUCUACGACAUCGCUGAACGCACAUGGACGGCCCUACCCCCUAUGCCGGAGGGACAAGGCCGUGGUGCUUCAGCUGUAGGAAUAUCGGGAAAUAUCGUGUACUUGGCUGGAGGGUUAGAUCGGCUCGAAAUUGGUGGCGAUCAACUCACUCUUGAUAUAGUUACCGCAUACGAUACCGAAACGGGAACAUGGACAACGUUACCAAGCAUUCCUGCACCGAGAGAUCACGUCGGAGGAGCAGUCAUAGACCAGAAGUUCUACGUUGUUGGCGGUCGCGAUCACGGGCAAGUGAACGUGCGUAACACGACAUGGUCUCUCGAUCUCAACCCGCCAUCGAAAGGAUGGGUAGCUCAUGCCGAAAUGCCUACUGCCCGCGGUGGACUUGCGGUUGGCGUCAUCGGUGAUUGCAUUGCAACUUUCGGAGGCGAAGGCAAUCCAGCACCCGAGUCCAACGGUGUAUACAACGAAACGGAAGUUUAUAGUGUGAAGGACGAUGUAUGGUUCAAGCUACCGGCGAUGCAACACCCCAGGCAUGGUACGGCAGCAGCCUCAGUCAACGGUCGCAUCUAUAUCCCGGGUGGUGGUACUGCCAUGGGAUCGGCACCAGUAGAUACGUUUGAUUCAUUCGAACUGAGUCAUUGAUAUCCUAUCAAGGCUAUGGGAAGAAUCGGGCGGACUUCUAAGGUGUGAAAUAGAUUUAUAUGUCAGUAUGCUUUUAUAAAAUCAAAGUUAUUACUUAGAUCUUGUCCGAUCCUAGGUAUUUAUAUAGAUACUAUGUAUAAUUCCGAGCUACCUUGAGUAGAAAGGCUCUAUAAGUAAACCGUAAAUAUUGUCUAGUUAACUUAGGUAGUGAGAACUAAGAGAAGUUGUUAGUUUUAGAGAGGCGAGAUGUUAAUCAGUUAUGCUUUAGACUGAAUUAUACUAAAUAAAGUAUUGGAGCUUUUGCGAUAUGAAAAUAUGACUUGGGGGUUAAAAUAUCUUUAAUUAAAAAUGGCUAUUCUGAUUCA